Messenger RNA from Gadus macrocephalus (Pacific cod), 5757 nucleotides. RefSeq names its product DISC1 scaffold protein (gene disc1). Gene Ontology annotation, biological process: neuron migration; cilium assembly. Bases 763 to 3171 code for a protein of 802 amino acids. Lineage: Eukaryota; Metazoa; Chordata; Actinopteri; Gadiformes; Gadidae. Gene Ontology annotation, cellular component: microtubule; centrosome; intermediate filament cytoskeleton. The record is from RefSeq and is a predicted model, not a curated record. The transcript is spliced from 11 exons.
UUGCUUGCUGUCAGAAGAUUUUCCAUUGCCAUUAUCCAGAAAAAAGCACUGCACACAAUCAAAUUGUCAGUGCAGCCCCAGGCGGCGGCUCAUUGGACGGUUGACUCUUGGCCACCAGAAGGCGGUCUGCAGGAGUCGGGAGUCAAAUUCCAUCACACGUAGGAAGUCCUCGCUGGUCCAACACCACGAUACAUAACGGAGCGCCGUGCAGCGAGGAUCAGGGCCCUGCUCCCGUGUUACUGCCACUCCCGAGGGGCGAAGGAUCACCCGCACCAUCCACCCCACCGGCGGCUCCUCUCUGCGCGUCUGACCGGUCCGGUGGAGCCCCUGGCCGGCUACUGGCUGCUUUCUGGCUGAAGUGGACCGUGGAAGUUUUUCCUGGGAGAGACGUGUCAACGCCGUGGGUCUCCCAUCUGUUUACCCGGGAUCGUUUCUUUCCUUGCUUGCUUCACUAGAGGAAAAGUCACUCCAGGCAUGUGGAUGCCUGGAGUGAGAUCAAGAUCAAGGAGGACUAUAAGGCGACAAGCAGGCUUCAUGUUUUUAACAGUGUGGGAGUUUGAUCACACAGCAGAAUCGUAGAUUGGAGGAAGAGAAAGUCGACUUUCCCACAACGGAAAUGAGAUCAGUGUAGCCCCCCUACUACGGCAUCGCCCGGCACGAUUAUGGAUUAUUUGUUCCAGAAGUGAUCUGUUGCUGAAGGUAGUUCUUUCUGCGCCCGAGUUUUGUCUCUGCAGGCCGCCGGCUGCUGGCUGGACAUCCAACAUGUUUGCAGGACUUCUGGGGCUGCAAUGUAACGGGAAUGGGAGCAUGGACCCCGGCCGCUCGUUGCUUCACCAUUACGAAGCCAUAGAAGGAGGUGGCAAGGCCUCGGAGUCCGCCGGUGAGUCCUGUCGCAAGAGGCCCCAGCGGAGGCCAGGGUACAUGCGAGUCGACCCACCCAGACCACAGAGCACCACGAGCGGGGACGAGGAUGAAGAGGAGGAGGAGGAGGAGGCGGAGGCGGAGGCGGAGGGCCGGGGCGCUCAGCCUCUUAACAGAGGUCCGGGCGGUCCUGCGAGGAAGGAUCGGAGCAGCAUCAUCGACACGCCCAACACACCUUGUAAGAGUCCGGCACUCACCCCUCAAGAGCCCCCCUUCAACCCGGGACGCCAGCCUCACGUAGACAGCCAGACGUUGUGGCUGGUUCCCGGGUCCACCCCACCCCCCCCGCCCACGCCUGAACCCGUCGGGCGGGGCUCCGGUGAAGGGGCCGUCUACCAUCAGGGUGGGAGCGGCCAAUCGGGGACGCCGGGCAGGUACGGUACUGCCGAGACCAGACAGACUCCGGGGGGGGGCUCGUUCAACUCCAGCUUUAGUUUCAUACAGCAGUCGCUCAGCGCCAGCCAGGGGAAUGACAUCACCGGCGUGACAUCACUUCCUGUACCCCGACCGGACCGGAACCCGUCAGUGCCUCUGCAACAGUCGACCUCUAGUCCGGUUUUCGCCGCGCUGACAACCGCUCCAACCAAGACCCCCAUGCUGACCGCCAGCGGACGACCCCUGCCGAAGCUGUGCAUCCCGCUACCAGCGCCAGGGGUCCAUUCCCAGAGAGGGGAGGGGCUCUGGCAGGGAGGUCAGUGGGGGGUCGGCGGGGGGUCCGACCUGCCCGACGGUGAGUCCUUCUCCCUGGGUACGGAGGAGUUCCCCUCCUCCCUGUCUGUGGACUCGGACACUGCCUCCUCCGUCACCUCCGGCUACGAGUCGGCCACGCCCGCCUCCUCCUCCUUCUCCGACCAGGGCUGGGACCCCCUGGUGAGGAAGUACGAGGGCGUCCUGCGAGAAUGCCUGCAGAACAACCGCGCCAACAGCAAGAUUGAGUCCAUGAUGUUGAAGCUACAGCGACUGCAGCAGAAGGCCAUCUUGGAUGAUGACUAUGACACAGCCGAGCGAUUUGGCAAGAAGCUGGGAGAGUUGUGUCUGGAGCGCGGUGCCCUGAAGCUGGGUCUGCCGUCCAGACAGCCCGGCGUCGCGUCUUUCCUCCAGCGGCUCACACAGGCGGUCAACAGCGCCCUCCAGAGGACGCUGGAGUGCCAUCGCAGGGAGUCCCCUGAGGCUGAUGCAGUUGAAAGGUCAUCCUCUCAGCUGCUGAACCCAAGAGACCUUCUGGUACAGGAGAAGCACCAGGUGGAGAGAGACGCCGACGUUGAACCUGUCACGCGUGUUGCAGGCUGCGGACGAUCAACAGCGUUCUAUAGCUUCGAGCGCGGCAGUGUAAGUAACAGACUGCUCCCUCUCUCCCUCUCUCUCCCCCUGUGUGUGUGUGUGUGUGUGUGUGUGUCUGUCUGUCUGUCUCUCUGUGUUUAUGUGUGUUUGUGUGUGUGUGUGUGUGUGUGUGUGUGUGUGUGUGUGUGUGUGUGUGUGCGCGCGUGUGUAACAGAGAGUCUACUGAAAGAGAACGCUGCCAAGUAUAUCGAGUUGCUGGAGGACAGACUUCCCAGCUGCGGCUGUCCACCCCUGGAGAAGGUGUGGGAGGCGGACCUGGAGGCCUGCCACCUCUUCCUGCGGGGGCCCCAGCUCCGGACCCCCAGCUACAGCGGGCCUGCCUCGGGGGAGCCCCCCGGGGUGGGGGCGGUGGCGGCGGUGGCGGCGGUGGCGGCGACGGCGGGGUCGUUGUUUGCGCUGAUGCCGACGUCCACCAAAGAAGAAGAGGAGGAGGACUGCGCCAUGCUCACGGCCCUGGGGGGGAGGUGGUGUCCCGAAGCCAACCUGCAGCACUCAGAGUUCACUAAGAAACUGGAGGAGUUUUUGUUCUGCAUGGAGGACUGCCACACAGAGGUGGAGUGUGGGGGGUCCGAGGGGGCCGGCGAGCUCACGGAGCAGUGUGACAUGAUCAGCGACAGACUGGUGACCUUGGAGGAUGACAUGCAGAUGGCCAUCCUCAGCCGAGACCACGCCCUCACCCAGUCCCUCGCCAAGGAGGUGCAGGAGGUCAAAGCCACCCUUCAAGCCAUGCUGGCACAGCUCAAAGAGGAGGAGGAGGAGGAGGUGAAGGAGGAGAGGCAUAGGACUGCGAUGCAUGAUUGCGAUCUCAUGGAAAAUGGAAUUGAGGACGAGGAGGACGAGGACGAGGAGGGGGAGAAGGAGGACGAAGAAGAGGAGGACCAAUAUUUCAGUGACAGCUGGGACAUCUGAAACGGAAAGUAGUCUGACCAACCGCUCACCCAGAGACGGCUUUCAUCCGCAGCCUGACCUCAUCUCAGUGGUGGCAGCGGCUUCAUAUCUGUUGAGUGGCACCCACACCCGUCCACUGUUAUAUAGGACCGAGGACAUUCCAGUGACGACUCCUCGGAAAAAUAAUCUUUAUGGCAUUUAGAUGGAAGUGGCCUUUUUUCUGUAGAAAAAAACCCUGUAAGUGCAUUAAACUUGAAGACCAUUUUAAAGAUACAUUUUGCCUAGAUAAUCUAGUAGGAAAGCCUAACCAGCAAUUGCUAAAUUGUGCCUUUGGUGUCGGCGCCUCUGAAAAGUGCCACCCAACAGUGUGUAUUUCUCCAGCUGUGUAGGACAAGAUCUCUUUUGAUCGCAUCAAGGCUUCCUGUGUGUAGGCUCAUUUGAAUACAGGACCAUUGAAGUGGACAAUCACUCACUGUUACGACCACUGAACUGGAACAUGACUUCCACAUGGUUUUAAAACUAACAAUGCGUCACUUUUUCUGUUAUGAUGCAAUCUGAAUUGGACUUGAUGGGAUAUUGAAGUUUUUGAUAGCUUUGUCCAGGAGAUAACUUAAAAUCGUGUGGUGCUAAAGAAGUUACUGUAAUUUGAGCGCUUUAUUUUUUUUUGCAUUUGAAGAAAACUUUAUAGGAUGUGAUCAUUGUACAUUCCUUAAUGCAGGCUCCCAUGCAUGAGGGAUACAUGUAGUGGGAUUAUGGUUUAUCAUAUGCAUGUAAUCAAUAUUAAGGGUUCCAAUAUGUGUGUAUGCACACAGGGAGGUUAUUUUUUCAACUGCUGUUUUUGUUUAUCCCAAAUAAGGCACUUUCUUUUUAUUUUGUGUGUGUUUCUAAGUAACGUUUUCAUUGUGUGAGAUUUUUAUAAAAAUAUAUAUCCAAGAUCCUUCAAAGGAAAGUAUCAUAGGUCAAGUAUAACAUCAUUCCGCAAAGGUAUAACCACAACCUCUUUUGAGAGUCAUCCAAUUUUGUAUUUUUACAACUGCCUAUCGUACUGCCAAAAAACCACCGUGUACCGCCUUUGUAUUAUUUAUUCAUUUCCUCACUAAUUACAGCAUGCUCCAGCCCACCCCUACCAAACACAUUGUCGUGGUCGUUCUUUUCUGACCGCUCGCUUGAUGGAUGCCUCUCUUGCCUUUUCAUUGAGAGCUGAACACAGUGCUAACCCAAUAAAACCAACCGAUCAGGGGACGAGCAGGCAAGACGGACGACCAGGAGUCAACGGUGAAGUCAUAAACGUCAUGGCCUAAUCUCCUAGGGAACUGCAGGCGUGUGUGUGUGUGUGUGUGUGUGUGUGCGUGCAAGUGUGCUUGCGUGCGUGCGUGCAUGGAGUUAAUCUCGCCCCAACACUGCCGGUCUUGUGUGGAUAGACCAGCGUAGAACACCCCCCCCACAACCACUAUCUUUCCAGAAGGCCCCGAGGAAAUGGCAGGGCUUGUUUUCUCGAUCCUCUCCUCUUUCUUGCAGUGCCAGUCUCUAUUUGUAUUUUGGGGUUUUUACGACCCCCUCCCCACCCCUCAGGGUUAGAGGGGGGGGGGGGGGGAGAAUCUCAAAGGCUUCCCUCUGUUGCAAAAGCCGCCCGUGCGCAGGGUUGUAAACACGGCUGUCUGUUUACGGGCCUCCUCGCCCAAACAAUGGGGGCCUUCGCACAACCCAGGAGGGGACAGAAAGAAUGGUCUGUGGCCGGGCCAGCGGGCCCCCACCACAGCAUCUAUCACGUCCAGACAGCAGCGUGCAGGCCGGCCCUGGCUCUCAGCACAGCACCCCCUGCCUCUUAAUUGAAUCGGAGGUUCGCUCCGUACGACUCAGCACAGCUCACACUCUGGUGUUCAUGGAUUUCGCCGUAGAAAAGGGAAAUCGUUUCUGAGCCAAUUCAGAAAUCGACUUCGUUUCCCGUUGAUUGGAUCUUCCGCGUUGUAGAACAUGCAUUGUGAACACAUGGAUGUGUCUAGGUGAGGGAUUGUGAUUGGUUUAACGUUCAGAUCAAGCCCGGUUUGGCCGCCUUGUGAGUGAAACUGGGAAAGCUGUUAGUCUGAUCGUAUCGCCCAUUCAGACAGGGAACAUGGCCCUGCGGCAUCUAUGUCAGUUAAUAGAUAACAACGGCUCUUAUCAUACAAGUUUAGCCAUUCAUCUUUUCUACAUGUUGAAUCGUCCUUCUACUGCGAAUACCACUUAUAAUGUUUUGGUAUUCAUGUUUUUCUUAUUCUCUGGGUUUGACAUUGGAAGUCUGUGUGUCUGUCAUUCCCAAAUGGCUCUUGCCGUCAGAGCAUGUGAACUGAGCCCUCACAAGACAGUCAUGGCUGUGAGCCGGAGAUGGAUGUUAAAUGAACGGAUCACAGUUCAACAGGACACAGAGAUGAUAACUCCCACUGAGGAAAGGGACUUUCCCUUCACUCCCUUUUCAACAGUCCCUUCACAGCUGGCGUGGAUCCUAAUUCCGAUUCAUUACCAUUCAUUACAAUGUGUCAAGCUUACAAUAAUUUAUUAGGGACUACAAGGAUAUUAUUUUGAGGCUAAAAUCCCCCUCCCCAGUGAAUAAGGAGAGGUUCAACUUGA